UUUUGAAUCAUCCAUAUUAAAAAUGGGCAAAAUCGUUUAUUUAGUCAAUCGAUUCUUGCGAGCGAUUUAGUGUUCACUGGCCGAAUAGCGUGCACUUAUUACCCUUCGUCUUGACGCUUUUCUUCUGUUUUGCACACUUUUAUCCCACGUUUUCAUCACUGCAUGCCCUGGAAACCAUCGCCAUGAGUAACAUGCAAAGCCCAUCUUAUGAAGACAAUGCGUCUGUGGAUCAGCAUCAGCCUGGGAGUGAUGGCCUACAGCCUUCGAACUUGUCAGAGUCUGAGGAGGAAGCUCUUGUGAAUCCCAGGCGUCAACCACGUUCACGGAAGCCAAUAGCUUCACAAACUGCUUUGAAUUCGCCUUCGACAGACUUCUUUCGGUCCCGACGAGCCCUUGCUCCGCACCAGAACCAGCAAUAUCAACAAAUUGCAAGUUAUAUCCAACAGUCGCGACUACAACAGCAUCCAUCUCAAGAGCUUCAACCUCAGCAGCACCCACAUCAACAACUCCGACCGUACGUAGACGCGCGAGUGUAUCAAGAGUAUUGGCAUCGCUCGCCGCUGCAUGACACUAGAGCAUCAGGCACUCGUAAACGAAUGCAACCUGAUUUAAAUGUAGAGGAACUAUCAAGAGCGAAACUUAGAACGAACCUCAAGUCCCGGGAAAAGCAGACGAAGUUUGUCUACACUACAGAGCACGACGCCUUCCUCGCUAACAAGCUUACGGACUAUCGAAUAAACAGGAUUCUACGAGGCACCGGUGGCAGGAAUCAGCCAGGACUAUCCAAAUCAAAGGUCCACCAGCAGAUUGCAAUCGAAUUCAAUGCAAAAUUCGACGCGACCCUUGAGGGAGCCCAGAUCAAGAACAAGAUCGCCAAUAUGCAGAGGCUCUGGAAGGAUACACGCAAGUCGAUCAAUGCUAUUGACAAUGGCGACCUCGACGAAGACGCUUUGAGGGAUCAAGCCCUGAAAAGGUGUUCCUUUUUCUAUAUCAUGGAGCCUAUUUGGGCGACGUCCUGGUCUCAAGCGCCGAGAACAGCUAUUGAGGGCCCAGUCGACUCGACGGAAGAGAUCAUACAGGACGCUGGCGCUGAUGAGGAUAAGGACGAUGAGGAUGAGGAUGAUGUGAUGGACAAAUCGAGGGACGCAGGAGAGGAUUCUGCUGUCACUGCAAGAACUGGAUCGGUAUCAACUGCAAACGGUGGAUCAGAAACCAUAUCGCGAAAUGCAACAAAGACUCAGGCCCAACUCGGCGAGCUUGUUGUGGAUCUUCAGGACGCGAAAAAGAUGGUGGAAUUUUCUAUCAGAGAGCAAGAGGCAACGAAGCGACAUAUCGCUGACCUCAACCACAGCAUGGGGAUCGAAGAGCAAACGACGAGGCGCGAGCUAGAGCGGUUACGUUUGGAGAAAGAGAAAAUAAUCGAAAUGGAGAGGACGAAACAACUGGCGAUCCAGUUGCAGAUUGAACAAACCAAACUUGAGCGCCUGAGAAUGGAGUAUAAAUUGAGAAUGGGACCAAGGAAAACUGCUGGCGAUGGAGCGAGCCCAGCGUCAGGUUGUCAUAGUAUGGAGGAGACGUCAACUGCGUAAGGAACUAUAAAUACAAUGAUAUGUUGGUCGUUUAAUAUAGUGG
Messenger RNA from Gamsiella multidivaricata, 1632 nucleotides. RefSeq lists its product as uncharacterized. Lineage: Eukaryota; Fungi; Mortierellomycota; Mortierellomycetes; Mortierellales; Mortierellaceae. The transcript is spliced from 3 exons. The record is from RefSeq and is a predicted model, not a curated record. Bases 183 to 1589 code for a protein of 468 amino acids.